This is a messenger RNA of Trachymyrmex septentrionalis, 1130 nucleotides long. Its product is annotated as aldose reductase-like. The record is from RefSeq and is a predicted model, not a curated record. The transcript has 6 exons. Gene Ontology annotation, molecular function: aldose reductase (NADPH) activity. NCBI's taxonomy places the organism in Eukaryota, Metazoa, Arthropoda, Insecta, Hymenoptera, Formicidae. The coding region runs from base 51 to 1010 and encodes 319 amino acids. Gene Ontology annotation, cellular component: cytosol.
GAACAUUUUAUGUUAUAACUUGGUAAGAUAAACAUUUAGUUUGUCGAAAUAUGGCAGCGCAGACUACAGUUUUAAACAAUGGUGUAAAGAUUCCCGUACUCGGACUUGGUACCUGGCAGGCAGACGAUGAUCCAAAGAUUGUCGAGCAAGCUGUGCAUGAUGCUAUUGAUGCUGGAUAUCGACAUUUCGAUUGUGCUUACAUUUAUCAGAAUGAAAAGGAAAUUGGCAAAGUCCUACGUGAGAAGAUCGCGAAAGGAAUCGUGAAAAGAGAAGAUCUCUUCAUUACUACUAAGUUGUGGAACACAUUCCAUAAACGAGACAAUGUAGUGCCGGCUUGCCGAAGAUCUGUGGAGAACUUUGGACUCGGCUACGUGGAUCUCUAUCUGAUACACUGGCCCAUAUCUUAUGCGGAAAAUGCCGACGGAAUAAUACCGAUUGACGAAAAUGGCGAUCCAAUGUUCGGACACGAGGAUUUCCUUGACACUUGGCGCGGUAUGGAGGAGUGCGUGAAAUUGGGUUUAACGAGGAGUAUUGGUCUCAGCAAUUUUAACUCCGAACAAAUCGACCGCGUGUUAUCGAUUGCUCAAAUAAAACCUGUAAUGAAUCAGGUGGAAUGCCAUCCGAAUUUGAAUCAGAGAAAAUUGAGAGACUUUUGUGCGAAUCAUGACAUAGCUAUCACAGCUUAUAGCCCGUUUGGUUCGCCUAAUUGGCCUUGGGCUAAACCUGGCGAUCCGAAAGUUGUCCUUGAUGCACCUGAAAUUGUAAAUAUUGGCGCUAAAUACGGCAAAACCCCCGCACAAGUUAUUCUGAGAUACUUGGUUGACAUUGAUACUAUACCAAUCCCAAAAUCCAGUUCAAAGAAGCGUAUCGAACAGAAUAUUAACAUCUUUGAUUUUAAAUUAACUCCGGAAGAAAUUGCCAUAAUUGACAAAUUCGAUUGUGGCGGACGUGUAGUGCAAUUUGAACAAUAUAAAACACACAAGGAUUAUCCUUUCCACUUGGAAUUUUAACUGAAAGCGUCUAACUAGCAACGUUUUAAAAAGUUCCUAGACAAUCAAUAUUAUUGCACAAUAUUUGAUCAUCUGAAGACUGUAUAGAGUUUCCAGACUGUUGUUUUAAAUUAUUUAAAU